Molecule: messenger RNA, 1920 nt
Organism: Cololabis saira (Pacific saury)
Lineage: Eukaryota; Metazoa; Chordata; Actinopteri; Beloniformes; Belonidae
Gene: acadsb
Product: acyl-CoA dehydrogenase short/branched chain
Exons: 11
Coding region: 42-1337 (431 amino acids)
Cellular component (GO): mitochondrion
Molecular function (GO): acyl-CoA dehydrogenase activity; flavin adenine dinucleotide binding
Source: RefSeq, a predicted model, not a curated record
AAGAAGAAGAAGAAGAAGAGGAAAACAUUUCAUAACAAGCCAUGGCUGCCUCUUUGGCGAGGAUUUUCUCAAAGUCCCUCAGAAAGGUCUCUCGGCCAUGGGGGUCAUGCCAGGCUGGGCUGAAGAGCUUGUCCACCAGAUCUGCCCCCUCUGAGGCUUCAGAGCAGGCAGGUGGGACCUGCUUCCCCCCCCUACAGACCUACUCAGAGGAGGAAAGCAUGAUGAGGGAUGCAGUGAAGAAAUAUGCUCAAGAGCGCAUUGCUCCAUUUGUUUCAAAGAUGGAUGAAACCUCUGCGAUGGAUGAAGAAGUGAUCAAAUCCCUCUUUGAGCAGGGUCUCAUGGGGAUUGAGAUCGACCCUGAAUACGGCGGCACCGGCUCCACAUUCUUCUCCUCAAUUUUAGUCAUUGAAGAGCUGGCGAAGGUGGAUCCCUCUGUGGCUGUGCUCUGUGACAUCCAAAACACACUCAUUAACACACUGUUUGUCAAACUUGGUAACCCAGCUCAGAAGGAGAAGUACCUCAGCCGACUGUCCACUGACAUGAUUGGAAGUUUCUGUCUAUCCGAAGCGGAGUCUGGCAGCGAUGCCUUUGCUCUGAAGACCCGCGCUGAGAAGCACAAGGACUAUUAUGUGAUCAAUGGAUCCAAGAUGUGGAUCAGUAAUGCAGAGCAUGCAGGCGUUUUCCUGGUGAUGGCCAACGUGGACCCGUCUGCUGGAUACAGAGGCAUCACCUGCUUCAUUGUGGACCGGAACACCGAGGGCCUUGAGAUUUGCAAGAAGGAGAACAAGCUCGGUCUGCGUGCGUCUUCCACCUGUCCGCUCAACCUUGACAAUGUCAAGGUACCGGAGAAGAACAUUCUGGGAGAGAUCGGUCAGGGGUAUAAAUACGCCAUUGGAAUGCUAAAUGAGGGCCGGAUUGGAAUCGCAGCUCAGAUGGUUGGCCUGGCGCAGGGUUGCUUUGACAACACUGUCCCUUACACCAGACAGAGGGUGCAGUUCGGAAAACGCAUCUUUGACUUCCAGGGCAUGCAGCACCAAAUUGCCCACGUGGCAACACAGAUCGAAGCGGCGCGGCUGCUGACGUACAACGCUGCUCGUCUGAAGGAGGCUGGAAGGCCAUUCAUCAAGGAGGCCUGCAUGGCUAAAUACUUCAGUGCUGAGCUUGCAACCCUGACCACUUCAAAAUGCAUCGAAUGGAUGGGGGGAGUAGGCUUCACCAAAGACUACCCAAUAGAGAAAUACUACAGAGACUGUAAAAUUGGUACCAUUUAUGAGGGCACGACAAAUGUCCAGCUGUCUACCAUGGCCAAAUUCAUUGAUAAGGAAUAUGAUUACUGAAACCACCUCCACAGUCUAAAUAAACUCCACUUUGCCGUGUUAUGCUGUGUUAUUUCAACAGGAAUCAGUUCAACCACACUGCAUUGCUGUUGACAUCCCUUCAUGUGUAUAGAGUUUUCUUGCGCCUUGUAAAGUAGUUCUGAUCUGAAAUGUAACUUAUGUCACAGCUGUAUUUCCCCAGUGUUAGAGUUGAAUUCGCUCUUGUUUUUUUCCUUUUGUAUUCCUUGUUUAGUAAUCUUGGCAGAAGAGAAUGUUUGCCCGUUUUGGACACUUUCAUAUCACUCCAUUUUUUAUGAUCUUAUUAAAAUGUGGCGAUCAGCAAUGCAAAGAUAACAUAACCAUAAGUUCCAAUACGGGAGCAGUGUUAUGUAAAGAGGUGGGAUAUUCAGAUAUUUUAGUGCCUUCAGAAGAUCUACAAUUGCAUAGAUCUUUUUAAAAUGUUACUUUAUGAUACGACAGUUUAAUUGAACUGUUAAACCUACUUAUCUUCUCCACACAUACUGUACAGUUGAUGAAUUUACAUCAUAACAAUAAAUGCUAUGUAAAGAAUUACCUGUCACUUGUAUUAAAUGUGAAGUAGUGA